Messenger RNA from Ordospora colligata OC4, 486 nucleotides. RefSeq lists its product as uncharacterized. Bases 1 to 486 code for a protein of 161 amino acids. The record is from RefSeq and is a predicted model, not a curated record. The transcript has a single exon. Lineage: Eukaryota; Fungi; Microsporidia; Ordosporidae.
AUGCAAUACAAAAGGAUCGGCAAGAUAGCUAGGGAAAAAAUAAUUGAGUCUCAAGAAUUCAGAGCGAUGAGAUCACUGACAUACAGCGACCUGGUCAAUGAGAUAUGCAAACUAAACUCAAUAGGCGGCAUGAUCAGGAACACACCUCAUAGAUUUAUAUGCCUCGUUCAUAAACUAGACUCAAUUUCCUUGAUAGAUGAUGUUGUUGCAGAAGCAUUGGAAGAUAUGAAGCCUAGACACAUAGGUCCAUCAUUGACAGCCAAUGACUUUAAAGGGAAUGUAUAUCUCUUGACUGCGUUUUUAUUGUACUUGAGGCUAUCUGUGAACUUUCACCAAUACAGAGACCUGAUAAAGUGCUUUGAAGCAGACUUCAGGAAAAUCACUGUAGUCAACGAGCAAAAUACAAGAUUCUCUAUGUACAUCGAUGUGUUUGUGGAUGAUUUGCUUAACAAGCCCAGGGUUCUUGGCAUCUGUCUCAACAUAUAA